UAGAUGAUAUUGAUGCAUUUAUUCUUCAACUUGAAGGAAAAAAACAUUGGCGUGUUUAUAAACCACUUAAUGAUGAUGAAGUUUUACCAUUAAAAUCCAGUGGUGAUUUAGAUAAAAAUGUUCUCAAUGGUAUUAAACCAUGUAUUGAUGUUGUACUUGAAGCAGGUGAUCUUCUUUAUAUGCCACGUGGUUAUAUUCAUCAAGGAACUACUCUUGAUGAUGCUCAUUCAUUACAUCUUACUGUUAGUUGUUAUCAACAAAAUACAUGGGGAGAUCUAUUCAAAAUUCUUUUACCUAAAGCAGUCGAUUACGCUAUGAAAACGAAUGUUAAAUUUCGUCAAGGUUUACCAUUAGGUCAUCUCAAUCAUUUUGGCCUUAUUCAUAGUACAAAAAAAUUAUCGAUGAAAAAACGUGCUAAAUUUCAUAGUGAAUGUCAUCGAUUACUUGAUGAAUUACUUCGUGAAAGUGUUCCUAUACAAAUGGAUAAUAGUGUUGAUAUGAUGGCUCAAAGAUUUAUGCAUGAUGCUUUACCACCUAUGUUAACAGCUGAAGAACAAUUAACAACGAUUCAAGAACAAGGUGAACGAUGGAAUAGUGAUUUUAAUCGUGUUAGUAAUGUUGUUGAACUUGAGCCUGAUACACGUGUACGUCUUUUACGUCGUCAUUGUUUACGUGUUGCUGAACAAGAUACAAAUGAAGGAGGAGAGGAUGAUGAUGAAGAUAAUAUUGUUGCUUAUUAUACGACAGAUAAUGCUCGAAGUUAUCAUGAUCGACCAUUAUCAACACUCGGUGUCGAUAAAGAAACAUUACCUGCACUUGAAAUGCUUUUUACAACUUAUCCACAAUUUCUUAGUAUUGAUUCUUUACCAUUAGCAACAGUUGAAGAUAAAAUUGCGUUUAUAUCAACUUUAUAUGAAAAAGGUCUUGUUCGAACGCAAUUUGAACUUCAGAAUUCAGAUGAAGAAGGAGAUGAAUCAGAUACUGAAGAUGAAGAUGGACUUAUGUUAAAACGUCAAAAAGUUCAAAAUGAAUCAUCUGACGAUGACGAUGACGACGACGAAGAUGAUGAUGAUGAAGAUGAAGAAUAA
Molecule: messenger RNA, 1088 nt
Organism: Adineta steineri
Lineage: Eukaryota; Metazoa; Rotifera; Eurotatoria; Adinetida; Adinetidae
Source: the annotation of a GenBank genome assembly